CGGCUGGGUGCUGCCCCUCCCCUUGGGCGGGGAGGUAGGCACCUGGCGGGCUCCUCCGGUGGCAGACGCCACCGCUGCACACACCUGGUCCCUGUGCCGCCUGCUCCCGCGCGUCCUCCCCUCCCUUCCCUCACCGGCCUGCCAUGGACGGGCCCGCCGAGCCCCGGAUCCCGGCCCUGUGGGACACGCAGGAAAACAUCUUGGAACUCAGCCAGAAGUUGUCAGGCGAAUACUUCAGGUACAAGGGCAUCCCCUUCCCCGUCGGCAUCUACUCGCCCGAGAGCAUCCGCAUGGUAGAGAACGCUGAUGUGCAGGACGACGAUAUCUUCAUCAUCACCUACCCCAAGUCAGGCACCAACUGGAUGAUAGAGAUCCUCAGCUUAAUCCUGAAGGACGGGGACCCAUCCUGGAUCCACUCGGUGCCCAUCUGGAAGCGGGCACCCUGGUGUGAGACCAUCAUGGGUGCACUCAGCCUCUCAGACCAGACCAGCCCCCGCCUCAUGAGUUCCCACCUCCCCAUCCAGCUCUUCACCAAAGCCUUCUUCAACUCCAAGGCCAAGGUGAUCUACGUGGGUCGGAACCCCCGGGACGUGGUGGUCUCGUUCUAUCAUUACUCCAAGAUCGCUGGGCAGUUGAAGGACCCUGGCACGCCUGACCAGUUCCUGCAGAACUUUCUCAAAGGCGAAGUGCAGUUCGGCUCCUGGUUCGACCACAUUAAGGGCUGGAUUCGGAUGCAGGGCAAAGAGAACUUCCUGUUUAUCACCUACGAGGAGCUGCAGCAGGAUCUCCACGGCUCUGUGAAGCGCAUCUGUCAAUUCCUGGGUCGGCCGCUGGGUGAGGAGGCACUGGGCUCCGUCGUGGCGCACUCAGCUUUCGGUGCUAUGAAGGCCAAUGCCAUGUCCAACUACACGCUCCUGCCCCCCAGCCUGCUGGACCAGCGCCACGGCGCCUUCCUCCGGAAAGGGGUGUGCGGUGACUGGAAGAACCACUUCACGGUGGCGCAGAGCGAAGCCUUCGACCGUGUCUACCGCGAGCAGAUGCGGGGGCUGCCCACCUUCCCCUGGGACGUCUCCGAGGACGCCAGCCCGGACCCCGAUCCCAGCCCCAGCCCCCCGGAGGCCUCCGAGCCCCCCAACCCGUGACUCUGAGAAUAAACUCGGCGCUCCUGCCCCGACUCUCGCCGCGCUCUGGAGGGGGCUUGCCGCGGCCGGCCGGCAGGGGGCGCGCGAGGGAGGAGGAGGCUGGGGGUGGGGCCCCGCCGCGCACCCAGGGCCUCCGGAG
Messenger RNA from Ailuropoda melanoleuca (giant panda), 1281 nucleotides. RefSeq names its product sulfotransferase family 2B member 1 (gene SULT2B1). NCBI's taxonomy places the organism in Eukaryota, Metazoa, Chordata, Mammalia, Carnivora, Ursidae. The record is from RefSeq and is a predicted model, not a curated record. Gene Ontology annotation, molecular function: sulfotransferase activity. The transcript has 7 exons. Bases 144 to 1142 code for a protein of 332 amino acids.